Molecule: messenger RNA, 2529 nt
Organism: Lacerta agilis (Sand lizard)
Lineage: Eukaryota; Metazoa; Chordata; Lepidosauria; Squamata; Lacertidae
Product: guanylate cyclase soluble subunit beta-2-like
Biological process (GO): cGMP biosynthetic process; response to oxygen levels
Cellular component (GO): guanylate cyclase complex, soluble
Molecular function (GO): guanylate cyclase activity; heme binding
Source: RefSeq, a predicted model, not a curated record
UGUCAUUCAAUGUAAAUGACUACAGAAGUCAGAUGAUUUGUCUGUCUGUCUCUUUCUCUCUAGUACGGAUUCAUCAACACUUGCCUGAAGUCUCUUCUAAUAGAGAAAUUUGGUGAAGAAACCUGGGAAAAUCUCAAGACAAUAACUGGGACUGAAGACACCUUUAUGACAUACACAGUGUAUGAUGAUGCUGUCACAAUGAAGCUGGUCCAAGAAACCUGCAAAACACUAAAGGUGUCAGAAGAGGCAGUGCUCAAACUUUUCGGGGAAUACUUUUUCAGUUUCUGUAAGAUGUCUGGAUACGAUAGAAUGCUACGGACCCUAGGAGGAAAUUUGAUGGAGUUUAUCGAGAACCUUGAUGCACUUCAUAGCUAUCUUGCCUUGUCUUACCAGGAAAUGAAUGCACCAUCAUUCCGAGUAGAAAAAACCGAUGGGAUGUUGUUGCUCCACUAUUACUCCGACAGAAAAGGCCUGUAUCAUAUUGUCCCAGGAAUCCUUGAAGCUGUGUCAAGAGAUUUCUUUGACAGCGAAGUGACGCUGAAAAUUCUCCAUCGAGAUGUAGAAGAGGAGCGCACUGGGAAGAAAGAGCAUGUGGUGUUUUUUCUUUCGCAGAAUGAGAAAGAAGCAAAGAAUGGGGUCGAAGAAAAAAUAGCCUCUGCAGGUGGAGACUGUCGAGAGGAUGAAAAGAGGCUGGAUGCAGCUUUCCAGGAAGGGAAGGAAGAAUCUAUGUUGCACCAACUAGGAAAGAAAUCUCACUGGGACAUUGUGAGGCACAUUGUGAAAUUUAGGAGAGGGGACCUAAUUCGUACCUUGGAGCCAUUUUUUCCUGAGAGACUUUGGGUUGAGGAGAGAACUUUCUGUUGUGCGUUUCCUUUCCACAUUGUAUUCGAUGAAACACUGAAGAUCAAGCAAGCUGGUGUGAACAUUCAGAAAUUUGUACCAGGCUUGCAGAUCCAUGGAACCAGAUUAGAUGAGUAUUUCUCUAUUGUUCACCCACAAGUUACAUUCACAAUCUUUAGCAUACGGAAGUUUAUCAACAGCCAGUUUGUUCUCAAGAUACGAAGGGAUGCGCUGCCUCACUUGUGGACGAGACGGCCCAUGCUAAAGCUCAGAGGACAAAUGAUCUGGAUGGAUUCCAUGCAGUGCUAUUACUUGUGCUCGCCCAAGCUGCGCAGUUUGGAGGAAUUGGAAGAGCAACGAAUGCUCUCUGAUAUUGCACAGCCCGACAAAAGGGACCUCAUCCUCUUCACCCAGCAACGGCUGGCAGAAGAGCUAUCUAACCAGCUAGAGAGGAAGGAAGAGCUAAGGAUUCUCUCCAAAAACCUGGAAGCAGAAAAGAAGAAAUCGGAGGCUCUGCUGUAUGCUAUGUUGCCAAAACAUGUGGCCAAUCAGCUUAAGGAGGGCAAAAAGGUGGAAGCAGGAGAUUUUAGUUGCUGCACAAUACUUUUCAGUGAUGUCGUGACCUUCACAAACAUCUGCUCUGCCUGUGAACCUAUUCAGAUAGUGAACAUGCUUAAUUCCAUGUACUCAAGGUUUGAUCGGCUAACUAGUGUCCACGGUGUUUAUAAAGUAGAAACAAUAGGAGACGCCUACAUGGUUGUAGGUGGGAUCCCAGUGCCUGUCAGCAGUCAUGCUGAAAGGGUGGCUAAUUUUGCCCUGGGCAUGAGAAUUGCUGCAAGGGAAGUGAUGAACCCACUCACAGAUAAGCCUAUACAGAUUAGAAUUGGGGUGCACACUGGACCAGUUUUGGCCGGAGUGGUUGGGGAGAAAAUGCCCAGGUACUGCUUGUUUGGCGAUACAGUCAACACAGCUUCUAGGAUGGAAAGCCAUGGACUUCCAGACAAAAUCCAUCUGAGCCCAACAACGUUCAGAGCAUUACCACACCAAGUGUUUGAGAUGGUGGAAAGGGGAGAAAUAGAGGUCAAAGGCAAAGGGAAAAUGACAACGCAUUUUCUGAGGAAAAACCUCCAUGCCACCGAGAAUGAAAUAAUGGGACGGCUGAAAGAGACAUCUGGUAAUGGCGAUGGCAAUGGUACACUUUGGAAAGCCAUCAUGGCAAGAAUGUUGUAAUAAUGAAAUAUGCUGAAGAUUCUCUUAUAGCCAGGGACGCAGAGCAUAGAGAAGAUGCGGCAGGGGCUGAAAGCGAUGCUCCCCAUGGAGAAGAUUCACAAGAGAAAAAAGAAGUCUCACUUCCUAAUCUGUCAGAGAGUAAGGCUCCCUCAGCACUUUGUGUUCUGUUUUAGGAAAAUGGUCAUAUGAGGAAUGAAAACUCAAUGGGGAGGGGGAGAACUUCUGCAUGUUACCUACACUACAGCUUGGAAUGUAACCCUGUGUGAUGAAUUCAAGAAACGGCAAAGGAAAAGCAGGCAAUGUUUUGCUGAUAACAGAUGGGCUACUUCAUCCUUCUCUUGUAGAGUUUGCACUCCUUACAGGCCAAGCAUGAAAGGCUUCGUGUCAUUUGAAACUUCUUUCCUUCUUGUAAUGUUUGGCCACAUUGCAUGGGAUGAGAGAAGCCGCAGGAAGCGCAGU